UCACUGUCAAUUCCAAGUCCAACGCCAACACAUUGUGGGGAUUAAUUCGACACGUUCGAAACUGUCAGUAUACAAGACUAUUACUCCUGUCAUUCGGUAGUCGGUCGGUAUCUCUCUCGUCUCGUCUAGAGAGGAAACAAACACUCCCGUGACUACCCACACCCUGCCUACCAGUUUUGCCACACCCUCUCAAUCAGAGUCUCGACGAACCCACACCAACAUGUUCAAAAUUAGAUCCAGCAAAUACCGGCACGUCUUUUGCGAUCAACCCAAGGUAGAGGAAUGCUGGACGGAUUUCCGACUCUCCACCGUCACGGGGGACCAGCAGUACAUCAAAGCGUCCGCCAAAUACUUUGCCGUCGGUAUGGCGGGUGGUGGGGGACCAGUCAUUGUCAAUCGCCUCGAUCGGCCCGGGCGUUUCGACAUUUCCACCUCGCAGUACGUGUCGGGCCAUUCCGGCGCCGUCCUCGACAUUGAUUGGAACCCCUUCGACGACAGCAUGAUGGCCACCGCCUCCGAAGACACCAACAUUAAGCUCUGGAACAUUCCCGACGACUGGGAACCCACCGACGACAAGGGCAACGCCCGCGCGGGAAAGUCACUCACCGAAAGUCUCGUCGAUUUGACCGGGCAUAGCAAAAAGGUUACCCUACUGCGCUUCCACCCCACGGCCAACAACACCCUCCUCUCCACCGCUGCCGACCACACGGUCAAAGUAUGGGACGUCGAAAAUAGCCAAGCCGUCAGCUCCUUUGACGCAAUCGACAACCUUGUACACGAUAUAGUAUGGGACGUCAAGGGCGACCAGUACGCCUUUAGUUGUAAAGACAAAAUGGUACGACUCUGCGACGGACGCACGGGAAUGGAAGCCGCCUCCUUCCAAGCCCACCAAGGAGUCAAGUCGGUCAAAAUCGUUUACGUCAACGACAGCGGAAAAAUGUUCACCUGUGGGGCCUCUAAACAAAGCUCCCGCGAAAUCAAAGUAUGGGACCUCAAGAAUCUCGACAAGCCACUGCACACGGAAUCCAUCGAUACCGCCGCCGGCGCCAUGAUCCCCCUGUGGGACGCCGAUACCGCCGUCAUGUACCUUUGUGGCAAAGGCGACGGCGUCGUCCGCCUCUACGAAUACGAAGACAAGGAACCUUACAUUUUCAAACUCAACGACGGAUUCCGCUCCAACACGCCAGGCAAGGGUUACUGCGCGGUGCCCAAGCGCGGCUUGGACGUCAUGAAGCACGAAACCAUGCGCAUCCUCAAGGUCACGAACAGUGCCGGCGUACAACCCCUGAACUUUAUGGUCCCACGCAAGUCGGACGCCUUUCAAGACGACAUUAACCCCCCGACGGCCUCCUCCACGCCCGCACACGGCUGUCACGAAUGGUUGGAAGGCUCCUCUAAAGAUCCCGUCACGGUGUCACUGAACCCCGCCGACCGAGCAACCAACGGCCACAGCGUAGUGGUACCCAAAAAGGCCUUCAAAACGGUUUCGAGCUUGGCGAAAGAGCUGGACGACGCCAACAAACGAAUCGCAUUUUUGGAAAAGAAGCUCCAGCAAAACAAUAUUGCCUUUUAA
Molecule: messenger RNA, 1573 nt
Organism: Phaeodactylum tricornutum CCAP 1055/1
Lineage: Eukaryota; Bacillariophyta; Bacillariophyceae; Surirellales; Neidiaceae
Product: coronin like protein
Exons: 2
Coding region: 221-1573 (450 amino acids)
Biological process (GO): actin filament organization
Molecular function (GO): actin filament binding
Source: RefSeq, a predicted model, not a curated record